Messenger RNA from Centruroides sculpturatus (bark scorpion), 1748 nucleotides. Its product is annotated as zinc transporter 1-like. The record is from RefSeq and is a predicted model, not a curated record. Gene Ontology annotation, cellular component: membrane. Lineage: Eukaryota; Metazoa; Arthropoda; Arachnida; Scorpiones; Buthidae. The coding region runs from base 435 to 1679 and encodes 414 amino acids. The transcript has 9 exons. Gene Ontology annotation, biological process: zinc ion transmembrane transport; intracellular zinc ion homeostasis; detoxification of zinc ion. Gene Ontology annotation, molecular function: zinc ion transmembrane transporter activity.
AUCAUUUUAAUGUUUCAAGUUCAAAUUAAUGUUUUCUUGCUGAUAUUUACUCUUUUGCUGUUUUGUUUUUCGUAACAUUUGACCUUGAAGCAUCUAUCCAGCUAUAAAAUGGCCAAUGAUAGUGAUGGGUUGGCUGGAUUUGUCGCCCAAUCGUAAAAUAACGCUAACUUAUAAGGUCAUUUCACUCUAGUAUUUUGCCAGAAGAAUAAAACAAGUGAAUUUAUUAGUAGUUUCUAAUCAGUCUUACAGAAGUAUUGAAACAAUUGAAAAGAAAAAUUAAUUUAUCAGUCAAAACAGUUUGAUACGGGAAAAGAAAUUUACAUAAAUAUUUUUGAUUGAAGAAUAGCAAUUGAAGAUGAACGGCCAACCUUUCUUCCCACACUGGUUUUACAAGUAUCCUUGGGUAUUUCUCUUCAAGGUAAAACGGCUAGAAAAUGGGCCGUUACACGGGUAAACAAUGCAGGCUGAUAAGUAUGACUUUUCUCACUGGAAGUUAUUUCGUCGUAGAACUGGUGGUAGGCUAUGCAACAAAUUCUAUGGCUUUAGUGGCCGAUUCAUUUCAUAUGCUUUCAGAUCUUAUUGCCUUGAUAGUAGCUUUCAUCUCUGUGAAGAUGGCUCCAAGAAGAUGGACAAAAAAUACGUUUGGAUGGGCUCGGGCCGAAAUAUUGGGUGCUUUAGUCAAUGCAGUAUUCCUUCUUGCUUUGUGCUUCUCUAUUUUUGUGGAAGCGCUAAAAAGGUUUGCCGAUCCCGAGCUAAUAUCUGAACCUGUUCUCAUUCUUUACGUCGGUUCCUUUGGUCUUCUGGUCAACUUGGUUGGAUUAUUGUUAUUUCGCGACCAUGGUCAUGCCCAUAGUGUUAGUAAGAAAGAUCAACAAGACUUGCCAGUAUAUGACGAUGUAUUGAAUGAAGAAAUAAAAGUAGAAAGAAUGAGAUAUCGCACUUCUUUAGAAAUGACCGAAGUAGAAGUUGAGAAAAAACCUAGUGGAAAGAAAACAGAAUUAGCUUCAGAAACUCAAAUGAAUAUGUACGGAGUAUUUCUUCACAUCUUAGCCGAUGCUUUGGGUUCUGUUAUUGUUAUUGUCAGUGCUCUGAUCAUUUGGUUAACAAACUGGUCAUUUCGAGCAUAUGUUGAUCCACUCCUCAGCGUUAUCAUUGUUCUCAUCAUAUCGAAAUCUACUUGGCCUUUACUUAAGCAAUCAUCAUUAAUUAUGCUCCAGACAGUACCUACUCAUAUAGAAAUGGAAGUAUUAGAAAACAAGUUGACUAAAGAGAUAGAAGAAAUUCUUGCUGUACAUGAAUUCCAUUUGUGGCAGUUAGCAGGAGAGAAGAUUGUAGCUUCCUUGCAUAUUGUGUGCCAUGAUUUAGAAGAUUACCAAAAAAUUGCUGGUAAAAUAAAGGAAUUUUUUCAUAGAGAAGGCAUACAUUCCAUCACUAUCCAGCCUGAAUUUGUCAAUAUUGGGCAAGAUGAUAUCAUAGAAGAAUGUGUUUAUCCAUGUCCUGAACCUAAUAGAUGUCUUCCACAGACCUGUUGUGGCAAUUACAAAGAUGCCACUGUCCAGUGUAAUGUUAAUGGUGAUGUCACCAAUCGUACUCGAAAUGGAAAUGGUACCAAUUGCAGAAAUAGUGUGAAUUCUGUUUCUGUAGAAUCGGGAGAGAUCAAUCGGAAUUUCACUGCUUAAAUAUCAUUUAUAUCAUGUAUAUCUUACCAUAAUAAAUAUAUUUUUCAGUUAUUCUUAUUUUAUUCUUUU